GUUACCCCUUAAAGAUUAAGUUUCUGAAAACCUUGCACUUUUAUUUAAGGUAAUAGUCAAAAAGUCUUUAAUAUCCAUAAAAAAUGACUUUCCACACCCUUAGCUUAUAUCUUACUCAACACGCUCAGCACUAAUUACGCUUAAGCUACUCGCAGCAAUAAAAGGUUAUGGGCGAGUAAUGAAAACAAAAGAAUAAAUAAACAAAAGAAUGGAUGGGAAUUCUCAUGUAAUUGAGCAAUUUUAUGGAGUGUACUUAUUAUAUUGUGAAAAUCCACAGUUUAAAGGUCGUACGUAUAUAGGAUUUACAGUUGAUCCAAAUCGUCGAAUAAAACAACAUAAUAAAGGUCGGAAGUUUGGUGGAGCUUGGAAAACCAGUAAUCGAGGACCAUGGAAAAUGGUUUUAAUAAUUCAUGGCUUUCCAAACGAGAUUGCUGCGUUAAGGUUUGAGUGGGCCUGGCAACAUCCUCAUACAUCUCGGCGAUUAAACCAUUUACCAAAGAAAAAGAAUAACGAACGAAUGUUCGAUUAUUUAUUACGAAUAGUUUCUGAAAUGUUACGUAUUGGUCCAUGGAAUCGAUUACCUUUAACCAUAAGAUGGCUGGAACAAGAAUACGCUAGAGAUUUUCAUAACGAUCGAUUACCACCAAUUCAUAUGCCAAUUUGUUAUGGUAAAGUUGUUAGUAAAAAAUUACCCAAAUCAACAAAAAGUUCUUCUUCAUCGCUCUCCAAAUUAGAGAAGAGUAACCAAGAAGAUGAAGACAUUUUAUUUUGCUUCUGUUGUAAAAAUAUUUUAAAUAAUGAUAAUAAAAUUGAAUGCUUGGCCGUUGAAUGCGAUAUGAUUGCACAUUUUGAAUGUUUAUCAAAAUUAUUUUUGGAUGUUGGAGAAUAUGUUCCAAUCGAAGGAGAUUGUCCAAAAUGUUGUACUCGUGUGUUAUGGGGUGACUUAGUUAGGAAAUCACAAGGAUGUUAUAAAGAUCUUGAUCAGCAAGCAGAUGAUGAUAGUGAUGUAUAUUCAGAAUUAAGUGAUGAUUCUAAUUAAAUUUGAUUUUGGCCGCAUGCUCGUCAAUUCAUCGAUGUCUUGUGCUGCCGUACGUUAUUAAUUGUGAUAUUUUUAAAGAUGCCCACUGGGUAAUUUAUAUAAUAAGUUUUAACUUUUUAGAAGCCAUUUAUAAAAAUAAUCGCUGAAUUAGGGUAAACGCGCUAACAGAAGUACGAAAAUUAUUGCCAUUCGCCCACUAGCUGACGAUGCUCUGUUAUUUAAUUAAAUAUA
Molecule: messenger RNA, 1270 nt
Organism: Chrysoperla carnea
Lineage: Eukaryota; Metazoa; Arthropoda; Insecta; Neuroptera; Chrysopidae
Gene: slx1
Product: structure-specific endonuclease subunit slx1
Exons: 3
Coding region: 209-1039 (276 amino acids)
Biological process (GO): double-strand break repair via homologous recombination
Cellular component (GO): Slx1-Slx4 complex
Molecular function (GO): 5'-flap endonuclease activity; crossover junction DNA endonuclease activity
Source: RefSeq, a predicted model, not a curated record